This is a messenger RNA of Protobothrops mucrosquamatus (brown spotted pit viper), 1404 nucleotides long. RefSeq names its product DnaJ heat shock protein family (Hsp40) member C8 (gene DNAJC8). The transcript has 9 exons. Gene Ontology annotation, cellular component: nucleus. The record is from RefSeq and is a predicted model, not a curated record. NCBI's taxonomy places the organism in Eukaryota, Metazoa, Chordata, Lepidosauria, Squamata, Viperidae. Bases 16 to 768 code for a protein of 250 amino acids.
CACGUGGUACCAGAAAUGGCGGCUCCGGGCGAGCGAGAGGCGGGCGGCGGCGCUGAGGAGGCGUUUCUCACCUUCUACACGGAGGUAAAGCAAAUUGAAAAACGAGAUUCUGUUUUAACUUCAAAAAAUCAGAUUGAAAGGCUUACCAGGCCUGGGUGCUCCUAUUUUAAUCUGAAUCCCUUUGAGGUACUGCAAUUGGAUCCUGAAGUCACUGAUGAAGAAAUAAAGAAAAGAUUCCGUCAGUUAUCCAUAUUGGUCCAUCCUGACAAAAAUCAAGAUGAUCCUGACAGAGCACAAAAAGCUUUUGAAGCUGUCGACAAAGCAUACAAGCUAUUGUUGGACCAGGAGCAAAAGAAGAGAGCCUUGGAUGUGAUACAGGCUGGAAAAGAAUACGUGGAGCACAUUGUAAAAGAGAAAAAGAAACAGUUAAAGAAAGAAGGCAAGUCAACCAAUGUAGAAGAAGAUGAUUCAGAAGUAUUCAAACAGGCAGUAUACAAACAGACAAUGAAACUCUUCGCAGAGCUUGAAAUUAAAAGGAAAGAAAGGGAAGCAAAAGAAAUGCACGAAAGAAAGAGACAGAGAGAAGAGGAAAUAGAAGCCCAGGAGAAAGCCAAGCGUGAGCGAGAGUGGCAGAAAAAUUUUGAGGAGAGUAGGGAUGGACGCGUGGACAGCUGGAGGAACUUCCAGGCAAAUACAAAAGGGAAGAAAGAGAAGAAAAAUAGGACCUUUUUGAGACCACCCAAAGUGAAGAUGGAGCAGCGUGAAUAAGCUGGCUAUUCUAGGCUCCUGUGGACACUUGUGUAUUACCAUGUUUAAGUCUCUCCUUGCUUUUCCAGUAGAAUCUUUGUUUUCAGUUUGAUUGAUUGAAUCUUGAUCAGAAUAUUCUAACCUCUGCUUGAUUCCCUGAGGUUCAUGGUUGAAUUUCCAGGCCAAACCUCCUGCUGCUUUUAGAAUCCUUGGCUAACUUAGAAAGACACCACCAUCACAUGUACCUGUAAUCCCUGUAAUUUAAUGUUCUGUAUUUCAAGAGUAUUGCUGUUCAAAUGCCAUCAGGCCUGCAGCUUGUGGAAGCAUCUAUUCAGUAUUUCCAAAAGGCAGAUACUGAAACUGGCCUAGUGGCUCGUCCUGCUCACCUCAUCCAGCAGACCAUUUUUCAUCUCCUCUCACUUGCUCUGAUGAAGUCUGGAACCAAGAAUUGAGUUGCCUAGCUAAGCUUCAAGAGGAGUUCUCAAGUCAGCUGCAUGGAGCUGAUGGUUUUCCCAGCUCUAAUUUCCAACUGUGGUCCAGGAUUGUAGCUUGGUGAGCAGACAGUCUGAUUACUAGAACCACCCCCACCCUCUGUAAAUAAAGAAAUGAAUAUCUUGCAUUGUAUAUUCAGUUAGUGGCAAUGUUCUCUAUGUAAAA